AUGGCUCUACGGUUCCCUCAUAUCUACCUUUUGAAAGUUGGCUUUGAACGAAGAUUGGAAGAACUUCGUGAUUUGGAGAAGAAGAUUGAUGUCGUUUUUGAUAUUACAGAAGCUCAAUUGGUUCUUGGAAAACUGAAGAGUGAUCGUCGUGCAGAAAGCGACCUUCGUCACUUAGGGUUGAAGACAGAAAAUGUGGUCAACAAUGACAACCAAAUCACAUCUCACGCUCGAAAACGGAGGAAAGUGACGAAGAAUGGUGAUGACAAAGAUGUCAUCAAUCUGGAUUCGAAAACCGAGAGCGAACAUCCCGAUUCAGUCUCCAUUGCGCAACUUCCUACAGCUUCGAAGAUUGGGAAUACUAUCAAAGUCCUGCGACUCGCUUGGUAUAUCGACUCAGUCGAAUCAGGAGAGCUGCUUCCGAUGAAUGAUUAUCUGGUUUACGAGGGGAAAAUCACCGAAAUCCAGAAACCUCCCAAGGUCUCACCGAUUGAAAGAAAACAAGACUCUCCGGCAGAGAUCCUCGCUCGUGCAAAGGCUGAUGAACCUUCAUCUCCCCCGAAGACUUUCCAUCGACAAAAAAGAGGGGUCGCAGAAACGAAAACUCGCCCAUCUCAACCACAUUUGUUGCAGGAGACAACAGAGGAUCACGAAUAUGCGGCCAAUAUGCCUCCCUUACCGGAGUAUAUGAAGGCCAGAUAUUGUUGCCAACGCCCCUGCUUUUCUCAAACUCCAAACGAUGCCUUUAUUGCUCAAUUGAGAAUAAUCGGCAAAGCUCGUACAUUGGCAGGCGAGGCAGAGGUAGGCCACGCGCAUGCCCCGAAAGCAUACAAUGCCGCCGUCGCAGCACUCGCAUCUUAUCCACAUCCCUUGAAAUCGUAUCAAGAAGUUCUCAGAAUUCCAGGAUGUGGUCCUACCAUGGCACGGUUAUUUCAAGAGUGGGAGGAAACCGGCAGCAUCCAACAAGUCGAGGAGUUUGAAAAUGAUGAACGAUUUCGUGCGCUUGACAUCUUUAGCGGAAUCUUUGAUGUGGGUCCAGAGGUAGCAAAACGCUUCUACAGCAAGGGAUGGCGAGAUUUAGAUGAUGUCGUGAAUUUUGGAUGGAAAUCUUUAACGAAAGAACAACAAAAAGGCGUCAAAUUCUACGAUGAGUUCGCAGAGCGCAUUCCCAGAACUGAAGUAGAGGAACUCGCAAACCACGUCUUGGAUCACGCGAACAAAAUCCACCCGGGCUGGCAAAUGGCCAUCUGCGGUGGUUACCGACGAGGAAAAUCAGAUUCCGGGGAUGUAGAUGUUAUCUUAAGUCACCCGGAUGAGAGCGUCACGAAUUUCUUCCUGGAUGAGAAAUUACUGCAUAGUUUAGAAGCCGACGGCAGUGUUACACACACUUUACGACUGUCUACACGGACUAGCGAGAGGGGUCAAGAAACUCUACCUCCCAGGAACUCAAGGACUGGUGGGCGCGGCUUCGAUACUCUCGACCACGCAUUCGUCGUCAUGCAGAAGCCUACUUGGCCUACUCAAACCGAGGAUCUCGCCCUCAACCCUGAAGCCAAAAACCCCAAUACUCAUCGCAGAGUAGAUCUCAUUGUCUCGCCAUGGAAGACAGCCGGCUGUGCGGUCAUGGGAUGGACGGGAGGAACGAUGUUCGAAAGGGACUUGAGGAAAUAUACCCGGGACGAACUGGGGUGGAAGUUUGAUAGCAGUGGUAUCCGCGACUUGAAGACUGGUUCUUGGAUUAACUUGGAAGAAGGGGGAGAGGAUAUGUUGGCUAAGGAGAAAUUGGUGUUUCAGGGGUUGAAGUUGGAGUGGAGAGAGCCGACGGAAAGAUGUACUGAUUAA
Molecule: messenger RNA, 1839 nt
Organism: Hymenoscyphus albidus
Lineage: Eukaryota; Fungi; Ascomycota; Leotiomycetes; Helotiales; Helotiaceae
Source: the annotation of a GenBank genome assembly